Molecule: messenger RNA, 5076 nt
Organism: Armigeres subalbatus
Lineage: Eukaryota; Metazoa; Arthropoda; Insecta; Diptera; Culicidae
Exons: 3
Coding region: 1-5076 (1691 amino acids)
Biological process (GO): DNA integration
Molecular function (GO): nucleic acid binding
Source: RefSeq, a predicted model, not a curated record
AUGGAAAUUGCCAGUGAAACAUCGUCAGUGGCUGACCUCGAAGAAGAAGAAGAAGCUGGCGAAAGGAUAAACAACUGGAUAAACGACGAGAGGAACAUUGACCAAGUAGCUGUAAAACAUCCGGCAGAACCCGCCAUAGCAAACCCGACCAUCUCAAGACAACGCAGUAUCACACAACAUAAUCCAAGAACUAUCAACAAUAUCUAUCAAACUGAACCAUCCAUCCGAUUGAAUCGACCAAUUGUUCCGGAGUUUAGACGGUUAAGGAUUCGCGAAGAGGAUUCAUCAGCUCAUAUGGCAGAAGAUUCUGCCAACAAUUUAACACACAGUCAAGUUGUAGCACGUCAAGCUGUAUCACGAGAACUUCCGGCAUUCAGUGGAACACCCGAGGAGUGGCCUUUGUUUUUGUCUUCUUUCAUGACCACCACCAACAUGUGCGGAUACACACCGGAGGAGAAUCUGGUGCGUCUACAGAAAUGCCUUAAGGAGACAAUUUGCCCGCUAGCUGCUCUGCCAAGCGAAACAAAAAGUUACCGAACUUCUAAAAACAACCCGGUUUUCGUAAACACUCAUUCGGAAGAUAUUGACGAAAUACAGUUGUCUCAACCAUCGAUUCCAGUUCCGCACAAACAAUCACACAUUUCCUGUUCGGUGUGCAAGGGAAGUUGCACCAGCGUCGAAAAAUGUAGAAGUUUCGUAGAACUUAGCUACAAUUCAAAAUGGGCUACUCUCAAGGAAUUAGGGCUAUGUAGGAAAUGCCUGAAAAAGCACAAUGGACCAUGCAGGUCUCAGCAAAUAUGCGGAAAAAAUGGGUGUGAGUUCAAACACCAUCGUCUCCUACACAACAGCCAACGGGAUGUUAUAAUGGAACCUAGCACCAUGAACGAAUCUGAUUGUGCGAACAUGACAGGAGUGAAUCCAAAUAUAACCGAAAGCGAAUGCAACAUCCAUCAUAAGGCCACUAAUAAGGUGCUAUUUCGCGUUGUUCCUGUGAUAUUAUACGGACCGGAGAAGCGUUUGAAUACGUUCGCUUUCCUUGACGAUGGAUCCUCCCUUUCGUUCAUUGACGCUGCGCUGGCGACCGAGCUCAACAUCGAAGGACGGCACGAGCCUUUGUGUCUCAAAUGGACAGCGAAUAAAUGUCGGAUGGAAAAUGAAUCAAGGAACAUCUCCUUGCAAAUUUCAGGCAAUGAGGAGAAUCAUAAGAUCUGCACCAUUCGAGGAGUUCACACGGUAUCAAGUCUGGAACUUUUCCAUCAAACAGUCAACAUGCAAGAAUUAGAGGAGAAAUAUCAACAUUUACGUGGAAUUCCUAUUGCCUCAUACCAGGAUGUGCAGCCACGCCUUCUUAUAGGCAUAAACAACGCGAAUCUUAGUUAUUCUAUUAAAGGAAGAGAGGGACAGAUGUAUGAGCCUAUUGCAUCGAAAACACGACUAGGAUGGGUGAUUCAUGGAGGAUCAGAGGAAAAUGAUGCGUUUCUCGGAUACCACAGUAUAGAUACAUGCUCCUGUAAUGGAGACUCUUCCUACAAUUUAGGCCAAGCGAUGCGGGAGUACUUCUCAUUGGAGGGACUAGAUAUUUUGAAACCCGAAAAGCCAUUAUUAUCAAAGGAUAACGAGAGAGCGCUGCAGAUUUUGUCAACGAUAACCCAGACAAACACCGGGCAUUACGAAACACCGCUUCUUUGGAAAUAUGAUGAUUUCCGUUUGCCGAACAGUAAACCUGUUGCACUAAAGCGUUAUCACUGCCUAGAAACUAGAAUGCGAAAAGAUCCCGAAUUAGCUGCUGAGGUACGAGCUAAGAUAGACAACUUUCAACGAAUGGGAUAUAUAAGGAAGCUAACUGAAGGUGAAGAAAAUGAUAUAAAAAAGCAACGUGUGUGGUACAUUCCCAUGUUUCCGGUAUUCAACCCAAACAAACCGGGAAAGACACGUAUCGUGUGGGAUUGGGCUGCAAAAACAAAUGGUAUAUCUCUGAACUCUAUGUUGAUGAAGGGGCCCGAUCAAGUCGUCCCUUUGAACGAAGUUUUAUAUAAGUUCCGAGAAAAUAAAGUAGGAAUCAGCGGAGAUAUCAGAGAGAUGUUUUUGCAGGUGUUGAUUGCAAAAAAGGACCAAUACUGCCAGCUGAUUUUGUGGAAAGAAAAUCAAACGGAUGAAUUGCCCAGCACCUUCGUCACCCAAGUGAUGACCUUCGGAGCUUGUUGUUCACCAAGCUGUGCGCAAUAUAUAAAGAACAUGAAUGCGGAGAAACAUGCGGCAAAACAUCCUAGAGCAGUAGAAUCUAUUGUAAACAGACAUUAUGUUGAUGAUAUGCUGGAUAGCGUGGAAACAGAGGAAGAAGCCAUACAGCUCGCGAAAGAGGUUCGGUUUAUUCACGCUCAAGCAGGGUUUGAAAUCCGUAAUUGGUUGUCUAACUCGUCAACCGUUCUCCACACGCUUAAUCAAAGGGAAGCAGGCUUGAAGAGUCUGAAUGUCGGUUCAGAAUUGGGCACAGAAAAAGUGCUUGGGAUGUGGUGGUGCACAAAGUCGGACAACUUCACCUACAAGCUAUCAUCUAAACAUGCUGCUGAACUGCUGGCGGGCGAGCGUAAACCUACAAAAAGAGAAGUUCUGCGCACGCUAAUGUCUAUAUUCGAUCCUCUUGGUUUGUUAUCAAACCUGCUCAUCUUCCUCAAAGUUCUCAUCCAAGAAAUUUGGCGUGCUUCCAUCGACUGGGAUGAUGAAAUUCCCGACAAUUUACAAGAUAAGUGGGAAUUAUGGUUACGUAUUCUCCCAAAAGUGGAAGACGUCAGCAUCCCUCGAUGUUACCGUUCAUUGACCGUAAUAGGUCCAAAUACUCUUAUUCAGAUGCACACCUUUGUAGAUGCCAGCGAGCUGGGAUACGCUGCAGUGGUGUAUCUCCGAUUUCAACAAGGGAGUGUUGUUGAAUGCUCUAUAGUCGGAGCGAAAUCACGUGUAGCCCCACUGAAAUUUGUUUCCAUACCAAGAUUGGAGCUGCAGAGUGCUGUCAUCGGUGCAAGGCUGGCCAAUACAAUAUCUAAAGCAUUAUCUUUCCAAAUCCACCAACAUUUCUAUUGGACCGAUGCUCGCGACGUACUGUGCUGGCUGCGAUCAGACCACCGCAGGUAUUCGCCAUUCGUAGGCUGGCGAGUAAGCGAGAUAUUAGAAACCACUGAAAUACGCAAUUGGAAGUGGAUCAGCUCGAGGAAUAACGUUGCUGAUGAAGCGACAAAGUGGUCGCGAAAUCCAAAUCUCAACUGCAGCAGUCGAUGGUUUAGAGGACCUGAGUUUUUGUGGCAGUCGAGCGACACUUGGCCUUUGGAGCCAUUAAUUUCUGACGGUACCAAAGAAGAACUUCGGGCAAGUCUGCUGUAUCACGGAAUAGCAAUGGAAUCACUUUUUCACGUGGAACGAUUCUCAUCUUGGAAACGUCUGUUACGAACAGCGGCAACAGUUAUCAGAUUUGUUACUAUUCUACGGAGUAAAGUUAAAAGAGGCAAGCCGAAAACAGGACCCCUCUUUUCUGAAGAUUUGCAACAAGCAUCGAUCCUAUUAUUCAGACAAGCGCAAAACACUUCGUAUUCGGAUGAAAUAUGUCUACUUGCACAAACAGAAUCAGGAGGAAAAAAUGUUCCAAAAACCAGUCCCAUAUUCAACUUAAACCCUUUUCUUGAUAAGAACUUUGUAAUGAGAAUGCACGGCAGGAUCGGAGCAUGUGAUCAUGCGACAACAGAUGCUCAAAAUCCGAUUAUCCUUCCAAAAGAUCACUACAUCACAAAGCUAAUAAUAGAAGACUAUCACCAGCGAUAUCAUCAUCAAAAUCACGAAACCGUCCUUAACGAGCUUCGCCAAACAUUCCGAAUUCCGAAAUUGCGAGGAUUGUAUAAGAAAAUCAGAGUAAACUGCCAGGUAUGCAAGAAUCAACGGGCUUCUCCAAAUCCUCCUCCAAUGGCAGACUUACCAAAUGCUAGGUUGGCGGCAUUCGCAAGACCUUUUACAUAUAUUGGUAUUGACUAUUUCGGACCGUUCAAUGUGCUGGUGGGUCGAAGGCAUGAGAAGCGUUGGGGAGUAUUAAUAACGUGUUUGACUGUGAAGGCAAUACACCUAGAAAUCGCACACUCGUUAAACGCAGAUUCAUGUAUAAUGGCACUGAGGAAUUUCAUGGCAAGACGGGGGGUGCCUAUUCAAAUCAUUAGCGAUAGAGGCACAAGUUUUAUAGCGGCAAACAAAGAAUUAGCGGAAGCUAUCAAGGAACUGGACCAAGAAAAGAUUAUGCAGGAGAUAAUCAGCCAACAAACGGAGUGGAAGUUCCUACCACCAGCAUCUCCACACAUGAGAGGAGCCUGGGAGAGGCUCGUGCAAACAGUGAAGAAAAAUCUGCAACGGAUGAAACUACCACGAUGUCCAACUGAUGAAAUGUUACGAAAUUGUCUAAUAAAAAUCGAAAAUGUAGUCAAUUCUCGUCCCUUGACACACGUUCCGAUUGAUGAUCCAGAGGCACCUGUCCUAACACCCAACCACUUUAUUUUGGGCUCAUCUAGUGGUCUUAAACCUGCUAUUGGCUUGAGUGAUGGCGAAGUAGUAUUACGGCGAGCUUGGCGAGCGUCACAGGUAGAAGCCAACAUAUUUUGGCAACAAUGGUUGCGUGACUAUUUACCAGAUAUAACCAGGAGAACUAAGUGGUUCAACAACGUAAAGGCGAUAGAGGAAAACGAUAUAGUGUUGAUAGUAGAUCCAGCACUUCCUCGUAACUGCUGGCCUAAGGGUCGUGUUAUCGGAGUAAAACGCGGAAAGGACAAUCAAGUAAGGUCAGCUGUAAUUCAAACUUCGACCGGCAUCUACGAGCGCCCUGCAACGAAGAUCGCUGUACUAGAUGUUCGUCGCGAAGAACAGCGUCCAGCGGACGCCGUUUGUACGAGCUACAAGCUAGCCAUCGCAUUCCGCCAUCUUGGCGCAUUUAAGGCGCACGUGGUACCAUACCGAAGAGGACCUCGCCACGGCCCGCCAGUGACUGGUAGACAAACGGGGACAGAGGAAGACCGGCCUGCCUGCGUCCGCUCGCGGAUGAUCGGGUAG